Messenger RNA from Ilyonectria robusta, 1382 nucleotides. RefSeq lists its product as uncharacterized. The coding region runs from base 409 to 1212 and encodes 267 amino acids. The transcript has a single exon. Lineage: Eukaryota; Fungi; Ascomycota; Sordariomycetes; Hypocreales; Nectriaceae. The record is from RefSeq and is a predicted model, not a curated record.
CGCCACAGCAGCGCCCGUCAGUGCCAUACCAGUGUCAACGACGCUUGCUAUGUCAGAAGGAGCCGUCGAAGCACUAGUGACCGCGGGAGUCGAGUUGCGGGUUGGAAAUCGUCUGCCAAGCCGCCUGCAGAGACGAUCACACGGUUUGGGCACUUUACUUGCUACUCUCGCGCGGCCGCCGCUCACCCGACCGGUUGGUUGGUCAAGGACCUACAGUGUGAUGGCGUGUUGCGGCUGUUCUCUCCGUUACCUUGUUGGUGACCAUUCUAUUCUCUGCGACGAUUUCGACUCGUUUGAGGCAAGGCGAAUUCUAACCGGGGACGGAACUAACACAGCCAAUACUCAAAUAUAGUAUCUGUGCAAGCUGCUGCAUACAUGAAAGGUACCACUUAAUCCGACAGGGACACGAUGGAUGUGACGAGGGUCCCGCAACCGCCUGCGCCUCGCAUGUGUACUGGUUUGUUUGGUCCCACGUACAGGGCCUGGGUGUCACACCGCGCCUUGCAGGGCAGACAGAGGCUCUCAGCCCCCAAAGAGCUGAGGCCUGAGGGGCGGGUGCUGUCGAUGAAACGUGCAUCGCCAUCUUCAAUCUCUUUUUGCGGGAACAUCGACAGCUGCUGGGACUGGGGAAUCCUACGUGCUGCGCCAAUUGAUCCUCCGAGUGUGGCUGUUCAGUUUCGAAAAACAACCAACGAGUGUGGCCGUCGUUACAUUGGUAUGGGGCGCAGUGCUCACCCAGCACACUGCACCACCAGGUUGGGAUCAAGGGACCCGGUCAUGUUUCAGAACCAUCUACUCUACACUGCGCUCCCGUACAUGGUGAUAGAUCCUACCACGCCCAUUUGGAUGCAGCAUUCUUUUCCUUCUAGAACGUCGGUGCGUUAUCGGAAGGUCGGGUCCCACAUCCCCGGUUCCCAUCCUCUUCACCGGCCGUGGAGCAACAUCUGCAGAUGCUGCCAUGAGCCACCCUCGCUCCCGUUCUGGCGCUGGAGGAUGCGCUGCUGGGGUGACGAUCCUUCUGGCCCAUCCGCCAUGGCCCAUCAACCAUGGGACCUGCGCAAGCAGAAAACCUGUGGCCCAACCAAGUGUCCAGGGUCACCUCUACCUGCAGUCCAAAACUAUCCAUCAACUAAUUACCUAGACCGAGCAGAGCUGGGUGGGUGGUGGAACGGCCCCCACCACUUGCCGAAGAGGUGGCCCCCAAGAUCAUAAGCGCCGUCAGAGCAGCCCAGAGUCGCACUGCUCCUCGUGGAGCCCAAUCCAACCCCAAAGUACGACCGAAGACGAGAGGGUGAUACUGUGUCCCAGAGUGGGGAGUGGGACAUGAGGCCAUUGCAAGUCGGCACCAGGAUGCAUCAUGUAUAUCCGGCUUCAGGUUUCCG